This is a messenger RNA of Cyclopterus lumpus (lumpfish), 2204 nucleotides long. RefSeq names its product WD repeat domain 73 (gene wdr73). The transcript has 8 exons. Gene Ontology annotation, biological process: cytoplasmic microtubule organization. NCBI's taxonomy places the organism in Eukaryota, Metazoa, Chordata, Actinopteri, Perciformes, Cyclopteridae. Gene Ontology annotation, cellular component: spindle pole; cytosol. The record is from RefSeq and is a predicted model, not a curated record. The coding region runs from base 40 to 1158 and encodes 372 amino acids. Gene Ontology annotation, molecular function: protein binding.
ACUCAGAUUCUGCGCGGUCACGUGGUGCCGACGGCCGCGAUGGAGGAAACGGACUUUCAGGAUGUUUUGGACGACUGGUUCAUCGAGUCCCUGAACGCGUACAAAGACCUCCAUGUGUACCAGCUGGAGCAUCCCACCCAGGUCCUGGAGUGGACGUCAGGGAAGACCGUGUGUGUGGGAGGACACGGCGCUUCUAAAAAUGAAAUCCUGGAGCUGCUUUUACCUUUAAAGCUGUUCGCCGAUGAAAAUAAGGGUCUCUGUGCCGAACGGGACUUCAAAGUUGUCCACGGGGGGUUCACGGAGGGUCCGGUCCGCUGCCUCAGACACGUCCCGGGGUCACGGUGUGUCGUCACCAACGACGGGCUGAGCUCUGACCUGCAGGUGUGGAGCGUCGGAGGAGACGACAGCGACGUGAUCCGGUUGACGGGCCGCGUUGAGGGGAGGAAGAGGAGGACGACGAAGAGUGUUUCAGGAGGAGGCUCCAGGAUCGCAGCUCGACUCUCGUCACAAGUCCUUCACGGCGCUCAGAGCGGCGACGUCCAGCUGACUCAGCUGACCUCGGGUCAGAUUCUCUACACGCUGGAGACGACCUCCGACGACCCCCUGAGCUCGUUGCAGUUCGUGAGCGACGCCGUCUUCCUCGCCGGCGCCUCCAACGGGAACGUUUACGUCGCCGACACGCGGACGUCCGCCGCCCCUCAGCUCCACCCGGCGCCGGCGUCUCCGGGCGAGAGCGCCCUCUGGUGGACGGACGCGUCCCCCCGCGCCGCCGUCCUCAGACUGUCCUCGUCCGGCCAGGCGGUGGUUUCGGACCUGAGGAGCCCCGGGGGGGCUGUGAGCCGGGCGCGGCUGGACGUCCAAUCGGGGCGCGGCGACCCGGAGGUCGGCGUGUCGUGGGCGCCGGCGCUGGACGGCUGCAUCGCGGUGUCCGGUUUCGGUGGCGCGGUUCAGAUCUACGACACGUCGCUCUGGGCGACGGAGCCCCGGGACGCCGAGCCGUUGUUCGAGCACCGCGGUCACGCCGUCUCCUCGCGGUCCGGCGUCUUCGUCGCCGCCCACGUGUGGCAUCCCGAGCGGCCUCGGACGCUGCUGUCCGCGGCCUCGGACGGCUCCGUCCACGUGUGGGACUGGGUCGACCAAUCGGCAGCCGGCUGCUGACGGGGGGGGCGGGGCCAUUUCAAGUGUUUAAAACAUGUUAUUGUAAUGAUGUAAACAAGGCGAUGUAUUGAACAUUUAAAUACAAGACCCGAUUCCUGAAGCUUGAUCGAGACGAAAAUAAACCGUGACGAGAGAGAGAGACUUGUGCUCAUGAAUCAAGGUCAUCAGAUGACCUCCCCGAAGGUCGUUAUUAAAAGCAGAUGCUGCUGAGAUGUGAGGAAGAAGAGGAAGAAACUGCACAACAAAAACAAAUGAACCCAAAACUAAUUCUAUACAAAAAAACGAAACAAAAGGAUUAAAACAUGAAGCUUUUAUUUUGAAAAACAUCCACCAGAGUCGCUGUGGAUCCGAUCAAAGUUAAGUGCGAUUCCCCACCCUGAGGCCGCCUCCCACAUCAUCAUCACCUUGGCCACAGCCUGAGGCCGCCUCCCACAUCAUCAUCACCUUGGCCACAGCCUGAGGCCGCCUCCCACAUCAUCAUCACCUUGGCCACAGCCUGAGGCCGCCUCCCACAUCAUCAUCACCUUGGCCACAGCCUGAGGCCGCCUCCCACAUCAUCAUCACCUUGGCCACAGCCUGAGGCCGCCUCCCACAUCAUCAUCACCUUGGCCACAGCCUGAGGCCGCCUCCCACAUCAUCAUCAUCAUCAUCGUCACCUCGGCAACAGCCAGUAUAAAGAACAGCUGGUCAGUGAUCAUGUUUCGCUUUCAUCAACAUUAUUAAAUCUGUAAAAACUAAAGAAUCUUUUUUUAAUUAAAAUAAAAAGUUCCCUUUUCUCAGACGAGGCGUUCGCUUGCACCUCGGAAAACAAAGAGACGAACAUCUGGAGGCGAAGACGUUCGAUCUCCACGAUGUGCUCUUACUCUAGUCUUAGUUUACUUAUUUAUUACCAUCAUUAUUAACUGGUUUCUAACAUAUUAUUGCCCCCCCCCACCACCUCUCUGUGGAAUGUACAUUUAUAAGUUUUAAAACAAACAAAACAAACAACACAUAACAAAUAAAUCUAAAAAGGUCAAUUUUACCCUAAAAUAAACUCUAUAUUCUCA